Molecule: messenger RNA, 2692 nt
Organism: Sebastes umbrosus (honeycomb rockfish)
Lineage: Eukaryota; Metazoa; Chordata; Actinopteri; Perciformes; Sebastidae
Gene: eeig1b
Product: family with sequence similarity 102 member Ab
Exons: 12
Coding region: 341-1552 (403 amino acids)
Source: RefSeq, a predicted model, not a curated record
CAGUGAGAUGAGACGUUCACGGACCCGCUCUGACUGACUUACUGACUGCUGUUGAACUCAGAGAGGGAGAAAAAGUUGGUGAAGAUUUCAGGUUGAAGAUGCACUGAAAACCGAGAAAAACUGCCAAGAAAGCCAGACUCCAGUUGUUGUGCAGCGGUGGGCGACACAGCUGUACCGUCACCAGACCGACAGGACCGGUCUAAACUAUUCUUCAGAGAUGUCUGACCUUGAAGCAAAGAAGGGUUUUCAGCCCCCACUUUAAAGCCACAUAUUUCUUUUUUUUUUCAUUCAUUUUGUGUUCAUCAUACCACACGAGAGCACACUACAGCAGCUGGGAGCAAUGUCUUUUUUGAUAAAGAAGAAGAAGUUCAAGUUUCAAGUGCACUUUACGUUGGAGGAGCUCACGGCGGUUCCUGUCGUCAAUGGAGUGCUUUUCUGCAAGAUCCGGCUGAUUGAUGGGGGGGACUUUGCCAUCUUGUCAACCAGGGAGGAGGUGCGGCAGAACUGUGUUCGAUGGAGGAAGAAGUACUCUUUUGUGUGUAAAGUGGGUUCUAAUCCCAUCACAGGAGUGUUGGACCCCUGCAUCUGCCGGGUCUCUGUACGUAAGGAGGUCAAAGGAGGAAAGAGCUUUUCAAAGCUAGGUUUUGCUGAUCUCAACAUUGCAGAGUUUGCUGGUUCAGGCUCUGCAGUCCGCUGCUGCAUCCUGGAGGGUUAUGACACCAAAAACACUCGACAAGACAACUCCAUCCUCAAGGUAACAAUAGGAAUGACUCUUCUGUCGGGGGAUCCCUGCUUUAAAACGCCUCCCAGCACGGCCAAAUCAGUCUCCAUCGGGGACGAGGACCCCACCCUGCAGCUGGACUGUAAGGGUGAGAGCACUGAUCCCACGUUGCAGCCACUAGGAGGCAUCAUUGAGGCUCCUCACCUCUUCAAACCCAGACAGUCAUCAGUACGAAGCUCAGGGCUUCCUGAGGACGGAGACGGUGCGUCCAGUCCAGAUGAGGUCUUUCAAACUGGCCAUUUCCGCAGCUCCAGCUACGCCAGCCAGCACAGCAGGAUCUCAGGUCAGAGAGCUUCAUCAUGCUACAACCGAGGCUACAGUACAGCUCACUCUCGCUGCUCCAGCCUGACUGACCUCAGUCACCAUAGGAACACCUCCUCCAGCAGCGGCGUCUCCUCCGGGUUCGCCCAUUCCCCCCUGCUACCUCCCUCUACCCCGACCGCCACCGAGCCGCACCGACAAGCAACUCCCACCAAACCAGAGAGACCUCCUCUACCCUCGGCAGCAGCCCUCAUGUCCAACAGAUCCUCCAGGAGAAAGAAGACCACCGUGGAGAGGCAGCCCAGCUGUGUGGACGACACCCGCAUCGAUGCGGACGACAUCGUGGAGAAGAUCGUCCAGAGUCAGAACUUCUCUGACAGCAGCGACGAUGAAGACAGCAACUUGAGACUGUUUGUCAGCAAAGAUGGGACCACUGCCCUCAGCGGGACGCAGCUCGCCAACAGAGGAUCACCUGGUAUAUUUGAGCCGGUGGUCAUCGAGACUCACUGAAAGAUACAUGAACUCGUCUCCAGCAUCAUCAACUGGUACGAUGACAUCGGAUUGUCUGCGACUGCAUGUGCAAGUAUGUGCAUACUUGUCUUCAGGGCACACGGCUUGAAAUAAGACUACUAUGAUAUUGAUGUGGAACCUUCCUGGUAUAUUUAAUCCGGUGGUGGGAGAUGUGUAACAUAUGAUUACUGUGUUUUCUCAAAUAGUGGACGGGCCUUUUUUUUUACUUCACAUGAAGAAAGAACCAGGCGUUUAUUUUUAUAUUAUAUUAUGUUGUAAGUACAUUUGAAAAUAUUCCGCUGUUAAUGCAGAUUUAACAGAUAUGUCCUCAAUGCAUCCGUUUUACAUUAAAACACUGCCAGAAGUCCAGAGGGAAUAGUUCCUCCUCUUUCCCGGGAGGAUUUUAUAGUGGAGCAUCUGCAGGAAGUGUUGAGUUUAACAUUGGAAAAGUAGAAUCACCCAGAAUUAAUUCAACAGUGAGUGAGAACUGCAGAGCCUGGCAAGUAUCGGGAGUACACUAUUUUUUAUCCUCAUGCACAGGAAUUAGUCAUCCAUGCUCUAAAAUUACCGAAUUUAUGAGCACAAAUAAGUACUCUGGAAUUAAUGUCGAGUCACUUUAACAGCAGGAAUUUGAAGCUCCUAAAAAUACUGAAUUCAUUCCUUCAUGUUGAUAUUGUAUUGACAUUCAGUUCAUUCACUUUAUUAUCCCAGAUGGGAAACUCAUUUCAGUUGUUCUUGUCCCCUCACCCCCCACUCUUUUUAUAUACAUUUGUUAUGGUACAUUUCAGUGAUACUGGCCAGCUGUUGGCAGCUGUCAUGUAGGCCUAUAGGGGCCUAAUGCAGCACAAAAUAAACACUAAUAUAUUGUGAGUGGAAAGACUUCCGAUCUUGCUUGUUAAACGAUGUUAUCUUUCACGUCCAUUUGUUGAAAUGUUAAUAUUGUUUAACGUUAUGUUUGGUUAAUUCAUGUGCAUACACUUUGAGUUUGAGAGUUUUUGCAACUGAUUCGACUGUUAUUAGGCCAUUAAAUAGGCGUUAUCAGUCGCUAUAAACACCAUAGAUGUGGGUCAAUAAUGGCCUACUACACCUACUACGUUAUAAAAGGGAAAGUGAAACUUAAACGCAACAUGUAAAACUGAA